Drechmeria coniospora is the source of this 1002-nucleotide messenger RNA. RefSeq lists its product as uncharacterized. The record is from RefSeq and is a predicted model, not a curated record. Lineage: Eukaryota; Fungi; Ascomycota; Sordariomycetes; Hypocreales; Ophiocordycipitaceae. The coding region runs from base 1 to 1002 and encodes 333 amino acids. Gene Ontology annotation, biological process: L-valine catabolic process. Gene Ontology annotation, cellular component: mitochondrion. The transcript is spliced from 3 exons. Gene Ontology annotation, molecular function: NADP binding; NAD binding; 3-hydroxyisobutyrate dehydrogenase activity.
AUGAGAAUACUCGCUUCGCGCCUGCACGGCCUGGUCCAAACGAGAGGCUUCGCGAGCUCUGCGCGUCGCCUCCACAAUUAUGGCUUCAUAGGCCUCGGACAGAUGGGCUACCAGAUGGCCAAGAACCUCCAGUCGAAGCUCGCGCCGUCCGACAAGCUGUCCAUCUUCGACAUCAACACCGCCGCCGCCGAGGCGCUCGAGGCCGAGAUGAAGGCCGUGCCGACCGGUGCGACCGUCGAGCUCGUGACGAGCGCCUCGGACGCCGCCUCGGACGCCGAUACCGUCCUCACCGUCCUCCCCGAGCCCCAGCACGUCGAGGCCGUCUUCCGCUCGAUCCUCGGCAAGGGCCUGCCCAAGCGAGAACGCAUCUUCAUCGACUGCUCGACCAUCGACCCAUCGACCUCGCGCAAGGUCGCCGGCCACGUCGCCGCCGCCGGCCAGGGCAUCUUUGUCGACGCGCCCAUGUCCGGCGGCGUCGUCGGCGCCACCGCCGGCACCCUCACCUUCAUGCUCGGCGCCGACGAGGGCGCGGUGCCACGGGUCGAGCCCGUGCUGCUGCGCAUGGGUCGCAAGGUCCUGCACUGCGGCGACCAGGGCGCCGGCCUGUCCGCCAAGCUCGCCAACAACUACUUGCUCGCGCUGAGCAACAUCGCCACCGCCGAGGCCAUGAACCUCGGCAUGCGCUGGGGGCUCGACCCCAAAACCCUCGCCGGCGUCAUCAACGUGAGCACCGGCCGCUGCUGGCCGAGCGAGGUCAACAACCCGGUCCCGGGCGUCGUAGCCACCGCGCCCGCCGGCCGCGACUACAGCGGCGGCUUCGGCAUCUCGCUCAUGAAAAAGGACCUGCGGUUGGCCAUGAUGGCCGCCAAGGAGGUGGGCGCCAACAUGGCGCUGGCCGACAAGGCCUUUGCCGUCUACGAGGAUGCCGAGAAGCGGGACGAAUGCAAGGCCCGCGACUUUUCUGUCGUCUAUCGGUAUUUGGGUGGAAAAGAGUCGUCGUAG